Molecule: messenger RNA, 741 nt
Organism: Rotaria sp. Silwood2
Lineage: Eukaryota; Metazoa; Rotifera; Eurotatoria; Philodinida; Philodinidae
Source: the annotation of a GenBank genome assembly
AUGAAAUUACCUAGUUGGUUCUAUGCAGAUCAUUUAGCUAAAGAUUUAUCUGGACGUGAAGCAUUUUUAAAAAAUGAAGAUUUGAAACCAGUCGAAUGCGCACGACGUCUGUGGGGACCUUGGAAUUUUGUUGCAUUUUGGCUUGCUGAUUCAAUUAAUAUUGGUACAUGGAUGAUUAUUUCAAAUAUGGUCCUUGGUGGAUUGUCCUGGUGGGAAGCAUGGCUUUGUGUUUGGAUUGGCUAUACAAUUGUGGCCUUUUUCAUCUGUCUAUCUGGGCGAAUUGGUGCAAUAUAUCAUAUUUCAUUUCCAGUUGUCAGUCGAUCAUCCUUUGGCCUGUUUGGUUCAUUUUGGCCUGUUCUCAAUCGAGGCUUUAUGGCAUGUGUCUGGUACGGUGUUGGAGCAUGGUUGGGUGGACAGUGUGUUGUACUCAUCUUUCGGUCCAUCGGUCUUUCGUACAAAACACUACCAAACACUCUACCGGCGUCAUCUAGUACAAAUACACGGGACUUCGUUGGUUUUAUUAUUUUCUGGACACUUUCACUGAUUCCCAUCUGGUUUCCGGUACAAAAAAUACGAAUUCUUUUCACUGUUAAAUCAAUAGUCGUACCCGUUGCAGCUGUGGCAUUCUUUAUCUGGACCUUGGUGAAAGCGAAAGGUUUUGGUCCUGUUGUUCAUCAACCAGGCACACUCACAGGUAGGCAUGCAUGGACACGAUAUGACAUCGGAAUUGCGAUCUCGUGA